Molecule: messenger RNA, 2069 nt
Organism: Daucus carota subsp. sativus
Lineage: Eukaryota; Viridiplantae; Streptophyta; Magnoliopsida; Apiales; Apiaceae
Product: CBS domain-containing protein CBSCBSPB1
Exons: 15
Coding region: 173-1771 (532 amino acids)
Molecular function (GO): protein binding
Source: RefSeq, a predicted model, not a curated record
AUCUUUUUCUCAAACAAACAACUAAUAUCAAUCAAUCAAAUUUCCCCUUUCCAUUUCAUCACAAAAUUAAAAAAUAAAUAAUACUAGGGUUUAUUAUUGUCUUCCCUAAUCCGGCCGGCCAUUCCACCGGAAAUUCAUCAUCCUCCGACCUCUUUCCGAGGAAAAUACAUAGAUGGCGGGAAGUCAAGGAGGUGCAUCGAGGAGAAGUAGCAUGUCUAAGAAGAAAGCUUCUGAGACUACUACUUCUCGAAAAUCUCUCACUACUUCUCGUUCCAUGGGACUAAGUGGAGAGCGUACCGUUAAGCGAUUACGACUUUCAAAGGCGCUGACAAUACCUGAAACUACAAGUGUUUAUGAAGCCUGCCGUCGGAUGGCAGCUCGUAGGGUUGAUGCUCUGCUUCUGACGGAUUCAAAUGCAUUACUGUGUGGAAUUUUGACAGAUAAGGAUAUUGCAACAAGAGUUAUUGCUCGUGAGCUUAAUCUUGAAGAAACGCCUGUUUCUAAGGUCAUGACAAGAAACCCAGUUUUUGUGAUUUCAGACACUCUUGCCGUUGAAGCCCUACAAAAGAUGGUCCAAGGAAAAUUCAGGCAUUUGCCCGUUGUGGAGAAAGGAGAGGUUAUUGCUAUCCUUGAUAUAGCCAAAUGUUUAUAUGACGCUAUAGCUCGUAUGGAGAGGGCAGCUGAAAAGGGAAAGGCUAUUGCAGCUGCUGUUGAAGGUGUUGAGAAACAUUGGGGCGGUUCAACGUCUGGUCCAAAUACAUUCAUUGAAACACUUCGCGAGCGAAUAUUCAAGCCUUCUCUGUCUACAAUCUUAUCUGAGAGUUCAAAGAUUGUUACUGUGAUGCCUGUGGAUACUGUUUUAAUGGCUUCAAAGAAGAUGCUUGAAUGCCAAACAAGCUGUGCAAUCGUGACAGUUGAUGAAAAACCGCAAGGAAUUUUAACUUCAAAGGAUAUUCUGAUGCGAGUGAUUGCCCUAGAUCUUCCUCCGGAGUCAACUUUAGUGGAGAAGGUCAUGACCCCAAAUCCAGAAUGUGCAACAGUUGAUACACCAAUUGUCGAGGCCCUGCAUACCAUGCAUGAUGGAAAAUUUUUGCACCUUCCUGUUUUAAAUGGAGAUGGAAUUGUAGUUGAUGUAAUUGAUGUACUUCAUAUCACUCAUGCUGCUGUUACCACAAUGGGAAGUACUGCUGAAGUCAAUAAUGAGGCUGCAAACAGUAUGAUGCAAAAAUUUUGGGACUCUGCAAUGGAUUCAAAUACUGUGGAUGAUGACGAGACACGAAGUGAGAGUUCAUUAAAAUUACUUUCUGAAGCAACUGAGACUGCGAGACCUCUUCCAUAUCCUUCCACAACAGUGCCAACAGCUUUUGCUUUCAAGAUUCAAGAUAGAAAGGGACGAAUGCAUAGGUUUACUUGUGAUACUCGAAAUUUGACAGAAUUGAUAACUGCUAUACUACAGAGAGUAGGGGAUGACAUAGAUCGCAGCAACCUGCCUCAAAUUUUGUAUGAAGAUGAAGACCAUGAUCAUGUUGUACUUGCAUCAGACAGUGAUCUUGUGGCAGCUGUGGAACAUGCAAGAUCAGCAGGUUGGAAGGGAUUAAAGUUGCAUCUCGAUUAUUCAGGCGCCCCUCGUCGUCGCAGGGGCUCUGGUUCUGGAAGUUUGGACUAUGCUCAGCCAGAUGCUUGGGCUUCUGCAUAUAGCUCUGUUGCAGCUGGGGCUGCCUUGGUUGCUGGAUUAGGUGUACUUGCGUUUUUACGAAGAGCGGGCAAUUGAUAAUUGGAGAAUAAUUUCUAAGCUUUUAGUCAAUUUCACUUUAUACUGGUCAUACAAAAUAUGUAUUUUGACAUUCUUUUCACGGGGCAUCUGCUCACCCCUUAGGUUCAUCUUUGGGCUAAAGAUCCCAUGAACAGCUAAUUUUUGUAUACACUAUGCACAACUUGUCACCAAAUCACGUGCAGCAAUUUAGCAGAAGACGUUGCUUCAACACUAUCACAAUUUAUAAUCUAAUAUUUUCGAAUAGUCCUUAACAGUACUACAUCAUUUUAAAGAAUAAAAAAUUUAUUUUAUGCUA